AUGGCUUCCUUCCUCGUGACAGCCCUCCUCCUUGUGCUGUCCGGGCUGCUUGCGCCACCAGGGGCCACGGCCCAGGACCUCGUUGCCCAACUGGACUAUGGCACCUUUGAGGGUGCCUACUCGGCCCAGUACAACAUCUCGUACUGGCAAAAGAUCCCGUUCGCCCAGCCGCCCGUCGGCGACCUCAGGUUCCGCGGCCCGCAGCCGCCGCUGCCCGUCGCGAACGGCACCUUCAACUCGACCCAGCCCUUCGACAUGUGCGUCCAGCGCACCGUCAACGGCUCCGAGGACUGCCUGUACCUGGGCCUGUACUCGCGGCCCUGGACCAAGGGUGAGCCCCUCCGGCCCGUGGUCGUCGUCUUCUACGGCGGCGCCUUCAUCCAGGGCAGCGCCUACUUCAGCAUCCCGCCCCCGGCGUACCCGAUCCUGAACGUGUCGUCCGAGACGGACCUGGUCUUUGUCUACCCCAACUACCGCACCAACGCCUUCGGCUUCCUCCCGGGCGCCGAGGUCGCCGGCGACGCAGGCUCCGACCUCAACCCGGGCCUGCUGGACCAGGACGCCGCCAUCCGCUGGGCGAGCAAGUACGCCGCAAGCUUCGGCGGCGACCCGGACUCCAUCUCCAUCUGGGGCCAGUCCGCGGGCGGCGGGUCGGUCGUGGCGCAGGCCAUCGCGCGCGCGGGGGCCCCGGACCGGCCGCGGCUGUUCACCAGGGCGCUCGCGAGCAGCCCCUUCUGGCCCAAGACGUACGGCGGCGAGUCGUCCGAGGCGCAGGCCGUGUAUGACAUGUUCUCGACGGCGGCGGGCUGCGGGACAGGCACGGGGAGCCUCGGGUGUCUAAAGGCUACAGACCUGCAGACGCUCAGGAACGCGUCGCUCGCCGUCGCGGCCAGCCACACGUACAACUCGAGCAGCUACACGUGGGCGCCGGUGAUCGACGGGCGGUUCCUGACCAAGAGGCUGAGCGAGGCCGCGGCCGCGGGGGAGGUCAACAUGGACUCUGCGUGGGGCAUGUAUAACACCCACGAGGGGGAGAACUUUAUCCCCCCUGGGCUCCAGAAUGCCCAGGACAGCGGCACGCCCCCUUUCAACUCGAGCGUGGCAAGCUUUCAAGACUGGCUCUCUGGGUUCCUGCCGGGCCUUGACGAGGCCGAUCUGGACGAGGCCAAGGCGUUGUACCCGGAGUCGGGCAGCGCCGAGGCCGUGCCUAGUUAUAAUGGCUCUUACACGCGCGCUGGGCUGGUAUACCGGGAUGUUGUCCUGGCCUGCCCGGCGUACUGGUUCUCCGGUGCGGCCCCGGAAGGGAACUAUCUCGGGGAGUACUCCAUCUCCCCGGCCAAGCACGGCAGCGACACCAUCUACUGGAACCAAGUAAACGCCGUGCAGAAGACGGACCCGUUGCACUACAGGGGCUACGCCGGGGCGUUCGCCUCCUUCUUCAUGACUUCCGACCCCAACGAGAUGAAGCUGACCGGCGACGGCGAGCCCGGCGUCCCGCCGCUGCUCGAGUCGGGGGACGAGUUCAACAUCAACGCGGCCGGCUUCGCCCAGCUCGAGCUCACGCAGUUCAAGGGGCGGUGUGAUUUCUGGAAGAGCGUCGCCCCCAAGAUCCCAAUAUAGAAACGCAUGGGCUCGGUGGCCGGGCUCUGCCUGUAGUAUUAAAGUCCAAGAUAGAAAUACAACUAGCACUGGUAGCA
Molecule: messenger RNA, 1697 nt
Organism: Diaporthe batatas
Lineage: Eukaryota; Fungi; Ascomycota; Sordariomycetes; Diaporthales; Diaporthaceae
Exons: 2
Coding region: 1-1620 (539 amino acids)
Source: RefSeq, a predicted model, not a curated record